Miscanthus lutarioriparius is the source of this 1659-nucleotide messenger RNA. The record is from the annotation of a GenBank genome assembly. NCBI's taxonomy places the organism in Eukaryota, Viridiplantae, Streptophyta, Magnoliopsida, Poales, Poaceae.
AUGGGUAGCAGGGGGAAAGUUACUGAUGUAGCGGAUGCCUUCGGCGUGGCUGACACAAUGUCGGUGGGUGAUCUUUUUGGGAGGAAACACAAGACAAACUCCGGCAAGGCUGCCGACCCGCCUGUGGAUGCUGGGACGAAGAAGCCAAAACAGUCUUCCGAGGAAACGACCCUUCCUACCUGUCUUGUUUCCGCCACCGCUAACGUUUCCGGCCCCAACAGCAGGCUUCGCUCACGGCCUGAGGACUACGGCGACAUGCGGGUGUACUCGGGGUCGAGCACGUCCGGGGCCGCUUCAAGCUCUCGGGUGAUUGCGAACGUCUAUCAUCGUACCGUUGGCCUGCUGCCCGGCAGGGUCGCGGCAGACUUCGCCGACGCCUGUGCCAGUUCCUUCACCGUUCCGGAGGUGGAGAGGGACCUUCUGAAAGAAUCUGAUUCGUCUCUUGCCGAGGCUGUGAGCUUUCACACCGUUAGUGAGCUGGAGACGGCGAAGAAGCAAGCCGAGGAGGCCAAGGCCGCGCGUAAGACUACCAAAGAGCAGAUUGAAAAGAUGCAUGAAGAUUUCGACGCUUACUGCCAGCGAAAGCAAGAAGAGCGAAGAAGAAUUCUAGACGAUGCUCAAAAGGUGGCCACAAUUUACAAGGAGAUGAUCCAGAGUGUCGGCGAGGAGAAGGAGCUGCCUCGCGAUGCGCCCAUCGUUGAUUUCAUGGGUUGGCUGGCUGAUGAGCUAGCCACUCUAAGCGAUCACAUGGCCAUCGGCAGGGAGUAUGUGUCCAUGAUAUCUCUCCGGGCCUUCGCUCAGGCUCUAACGGAGUGUGACUGCGACCAUGUCGGAGGGGUUGAGAUCAAGGAUCCCCUUUCUUAUUGGAAUGCUCCGGACUCCGCCCAUGAGGCCGCCAAGCGAUUCUUUGAGGGUUUCUGGCGCCCGGGCGGAAAGGACCUUGCUCUUCUUAGAGCCACCAUGACCCGCGGUAAGACUCUGGAGGAAUGUGCUGCCAUCAAGGUGAAAGUGAAGAAGUUUAUUGCUGCCCGGAAUGCUAAGGAAGGAGCGGUGGGGAGCGGUUCGGGCGGAGCGAAUGCCUCAUCUACUCCCGAUGCUGGGGCGACUGGUACACCCAGCGAGAAAGCCGCUGGCACUCCCGGCGAAGAGGCUACCGAUACUCCGAGCGAGCAAACAUGUCAGCCAAGAAGGGGUAGAAAAUUAGGAUUCGCUGUUUUAGUUUGGCAGGAGGAUGACAGUUGUAUGUACAUGUUUUUAAACUAUGUUAGUUUCGGUGCGCAGGUUCCUGAUGCGGGGCCUGUGCCACUGUUGGAUGUUUAUCCGUUAAUGAUUCGCUGCGGCGAUUUUUGUGUUGGGGGCGCUUUGUGGUUUCGGCAUCGCGAAAAAUUUCCGACUUCUAGCAUGGCUGGCUUCUUGAGGUUGCGAUUUCGUCAUAUGCUUAGGAAGGAAGCGGCCCUUAAUAGGUUUUUCUAUUUGGAUUUUGAUCUGGCCGUUUUGGAUGAACGAAGGGCCCGUCGUGAACAGUCCCAGCGAAACCGUGGAGAGGCAUCAUCAUCUGGUUUGAAGGACCCCAAAGACGAGCCAGCCGAUGAGACGACGUUGGAUUUGGACAAUGGUAGAUAUAAUUUCUUUUUUCACCCUGCUGGGGGCAACGUUUAG